UCCAACUCGACAGCCAGACACCGCUUCCGGUGUCGCCACCUUCUUUGUCUCCGGCCCAACAUUUCGACACCAGGGGUUGUCUAUUUUUUCCCUUUAGUUUUUAGGAUAUAUUUACACAUAUAUCCCUAGUUUUCUGAUAUUGAAUGACAGUCGACUCUGAAAUAUUUAUGCCUAAAAGUAAAGCGCCAAAAAUGGAUGACCUGGACUACAUCCCCGUAGACCUGAGCCCAGAGGAGCGCUCUGAGCUGGAGGACAUCCGCAGGAGGAAGGGCGUCCUGCUGCAGGAGAUCCAGAGGCUCAGAGAGGAGUUAAGAGAAGCAAUUCUGGAGGUGGAGGGACUUGAAACCAGCACAGAGGGCAGUAAAACUCUCCAGAAAAGUAGGCAUGUGGCAAUGGGAAGGAAGAAAUUCAAUAUGGACCCAAAAAAGGGCAUUGUGUUUCUGGUGGAGAAUGAGCUACUCAGACACACUUCAGAGGACAUCGCCCAGUUCCUCUACAAAGGAGAGGGCCUCAACAAGACCGCUAUAGGAGAUUACCUUGGAGAAAGGGACGACUUCAACAUCAAAGUUCUUCAGGCUUUCGUUGACCUCCAUGAGUUUACUGAUCUCAACCUCGUCCAGGCCCUCAGACAAUUCCUCUGGAGUUUCCGUUUGCCUGGUGAAGCGCAGAAGAUUGACAGAAUGAUGGAGGCCUUUGCUCAGAGAUACUGCCACUGCAACCCCGGUGUCUUCCAGAGCACUGACACAUGUUACGUGCUGUCAUUUGCCAUCAUUAUGCUGAAUACAAGCCUCCAUAACCCGAAUGUGAGAGACAAACCUGGACUGGAUCGUUUCAUCUCGAUGAACCGAGGCAUCAAUGAGGGGGGAGACCUGCCUGAGGACCUGCUCAGAAAUCUCUACGAAAGCAUUAAAAAUGAGCCGUUUAAGAUCCCAGAAGACGACGGCAACGACCUGACACACACCUUCUUCAACCCGGACAGAGAGGGCUGGCUCCUUAAACUUGGGGGACGAGUGAAGACCUGGAAACGGCGAUGGUUCAUUCUCACAGACAACUGCCUUUAUUACUUUGAAUACACCACAGAUAAGGAACCGCGAGGUAUCAUUCCCUUGGAAAACCUUAGCAUCCGUGAGGUAGAAGACCCACGAAAACCUAACUGUUUUGAACUGUACAUCCCCAACAACCGUGGUCAGCUGAUUAAGGCCUGUAAGACGGAAGCCGACGGGAGAGUAGUGGAAGGAAACCACAACGUGUAUCGUAUUUCUGCCCCAACACCUGAGGAGAAGGACGAAUGGAUCCACAGCAUCAAAUCUGCUGUCAGUGUUGAUCCCUUCUAUGAAAUGCUCGCUGCCAGGAAGAAACGUAUAUCACUGAAGAAGAAGGAGGAACAACCCUAGAGUAUUCCCUUCAUUCUCUCCCUGUCUUCCUUUGUCCUUCUCAUCCCUCCUUCCAACACUGGACACACGUUUUCAUCCUGCUCCUCACUGCUCCUGCUACACAAUAAGUUUUGUUAGCCCUCUCUCCCCCGUCCCCAAAAUGCAUCCUCCUCCUGAUAGGGGGUCUCCCUGCUGUCCUCUCUACUAGACUCUUGAAAGCCACAUCCAGAGUGAAGCGUUCACCCACUGUGGCUGCCUCUUGUAAUCUUGUUUCUUACACUACUGCUGUUAUACACAACCUGACACACUACAGCCAGAGCGCACCGUCUGUUCCCCAUUCUCACCACGUUCCUCUCUUGUUCAGCAAUUAAGUAAACUGUGAAAUGUGUCUUAGACCAUAUCCACACUAAUGUGUGUGAUUUCAAAAAAAAAAAAAAAAAAAACUUCUCAAACCUGUUUACCCAAUAUGGACAAAUUAGCAAACUCUGGGAAAAGGAGGAUUUAAAAAUGCUUUGUUUGUCAUGAUUUUAGGUCUCUGAAUUUAAUUAUGAGAAUCUUACUUUUUCAUUCGUACUUCCUCAUUCACAGUUGCUCCGUAAACCACAAACAAAACUUAAAAAACAGCAGACAGUUGCUCAGCAGAAAUAUGUAAAGCUGCUGGCUGAAGCGGUAUGUGCAUGCUUAAUAAUUUAAUAUUUCUUGUUAUGCACGACAGACUUUUUAGACUAUCUGAAAAUGCAAGUGAGGACCGAUAAAUCAUUUCUUUUUGACAUCUAUCUGCAUUAGUGUGAAUAUGGUCUUAUUAAGGGUAGCAAGCAGCUUCAGUUCUUGUGAACUCUUCUUCCACAUGUAUUGAAGCUGCCUGAUUGAGAAAUUGCCUUUCUUGAUGGUGCUUACCCCAGAAAAAAUGUGAAUGCACUAUUCAAACACUAACAAGAUUUAUUUUUAGUCAAUGUUGGUCAGAGAGGCAUCAGUUAAGACAAAACAAAAUGAUUACAGAUUACUGAGAUGUGCCCAUUGCUUUCUAUACUUCUCUUAAUGGUUUGACACAAAUUGCUACUGUCUACACUUACAUACUGUUACCAUUAUGUGAGGAAAAUGUCACUGUACAUUACUGUUGGCGAAGUUACUGUUGAUCUUCAAAUAUGGUCGUUUCUCGAGGCAGAAAGGUUGCUUCACUUGCAGAAUUAACGGAGCCAGCUGUUUCUCUCCUUCCAGAUGGCUGCUUGUUUCAGCUUACUGAGACAAUAUAUAUAUUCUUCAGCAUGUUUUUUUUACAUGUUUGAGCAAUAGCAGAGUAAUGCGUAGUUCCAGUCUGUAGGUCUUGUUUACAAAUCCUUCAUAACACUAUACUGAGCAACGAUCAUCAUGUCCUUUCAUAUGUAAUGUUCGAGCAUAUCACUAAUCAUUUCCUUCUUGCCAAUGAACAUUGACAUCUUUCUCACAAGUUAUAACUCUGUCAGACAUCUAACUGUAAGAGCCUGGUCUGUCCGCUAUAGUGAGUUUCAAGAAAUCACAAAGGCAGCUCAUCACAAUGUAUACUUUUUGUAAAUAGGUGUUAGCGUAUUUGUUUACGAUACACAUAGAAAUGAUUUAAUUUAUUCUUUAUCUUUUGUUAAAAUCAGAUUUUUGUACGAGCUACUGUAGGACUGCAUGUUGAUAAAUCGAGGUGUCAGUCGUAGGUACUGAUGCAUCGCUGAUCAUGCUAGUGCACUGAUUUGAAAAGUGUUAGUGUUCCCUGUUGACAUGGAAAAAUUGCAUUUGAUAUGGAAGUUGAUUUAUGCUUAUAGAGUAAAUUGUCUAAUUUGUAGUUUAAUUGAAAAAUAAGAAGUUAUUUAGGAGAUGUUUAGUAGUCUGAUUAAUCCUUGGACCACCGUGUUGGUUUUUGGAGUACACCAGACUGUAAAGCACAAGCAGUAAUGAGUCUCACACUCUGUUACACUAACAUCCACUUUUUCCUUCAUUGGCUGCCCAGUGUCCACUUGAAGUGUGAUGAAGCUGUUCACAAGCUGAAAUUUAAAUUUUACGUCAUACCACAGUGAUAGAAAUGAAGAGACAACACAAGGAACACUAACAAAGCUUUGAUUCAUUAUAUAAUAGUACAAUUUUUCAGAUGUAAUGAAUCGGUAACACGUUUAGAUUUGUGUCCAGUGGUAGCCUUGCUUGACAUCCAGUUCAUGAACAUAUUACUAGUAGUUUGUUGAAUUGGCAUUUUUAAAUGGUAGUGAAAAUACUUGUCUACUGCACUUUAUCAAUUUUAGCAUUUUGGAGAAAAUGCUGUUACUUUGACUGACAAUACUCCAAUACUCUGUAUCACCCUCUACUGGCGAUCUCACACACUGCAAUAUGAUGAAGGAUGAACCAUGAACUGUGUAGAAAUACUGUAUAAUGCCACCACCUGGUCAGUUUUUUUUACCAACAUUUUCCGUCUAUGUUCACCCUAUAAAGAUAAUGUUAUUUGAAGUGGAAUGAGGUCUUUUCUCUGUGAUCAGAACAUGUAGACCUUGUUUGAAAGACACAGCAAGUGAUUAGUCCUUCAAAUACAGAUCAAGGAUUGCCUUUUACUCUCCUACUUCAUCAAACUGACAAAGGCCUAACUUUAUACCUCCAUGUUGGUGUAUCCACACUAACAUGGGCUGUCUGUAGGCCUUCACUUUCUGUGUAUUUUUGAAGUGCAAAGUUGCCAAAAAAACUUGUGGGACAACAAACGUUUCCAUUAAAACUAAAAAUUGAACACUGAAAUGAUCACAUUGAAACUGGGCCUCUGUUUUUGAUUCCACCUUUUUCAUAAAGUGUUAAUUUUGUAUUUAUUUAUUUUUAUUUACUGUGAGGUGAAGAAGAUAGAUCAUCUGUAAAUGUAGCAAAAAUAAAACAAUACAUUGGUGACAGUAAAUUACUGUGUAACAA
Anoplopoma fimbria (sablefish) is the source of this 4280-nucleotide messenger RNA. It is a transcript of the gene cyth2, whose product is annotated as cytohesin 2. Gene Ontology annotation, biological process: regulation of ARF protein signal transduction. Gene Ontology annotation, molecular function: guanyl-nucleotide exchange factor activity. NCBI's taxonomy places the organism in Eukaryota, Metazoa, Chordata, Actinopteri, Perciformes, Anoplopomatidae. The coding region runs from base 144 to 1394 and encodes 416 amino acids. The transcript has 12 exons. The record is from RefSeq and is a predicted model, not a curated record.